Messenger RNA from Carassius auratus (goldfish), 3631 nucleotides. RefSeq names its product epsin 1b (gene epn1b). Gene Ontology annotation, cellular component: plasma membrane; clathrin vesicle coat; endosome. Gene Ontology annotation, biological process: endocytosis. Bases 248 to 2152 code for a protein of 634 amino acids. The record is from RefSeq and is a predicted model, not a curated record. Gene Ontology annotation, molecular function: clathrin binding; phospholipid binding. NCBI's taxonomy places the organism in Eukaryota, Metazoa, Chordata, Actinopteri, Cypriniformes, Cyprinidae. The transcript is spliced from 11 exons.
AUUUAGUAAGAGGCUUGGGCUGCGUUCGUCUUUUGACAGGUAGCCGUAAACGGAAGCGGAAAUUUCCGCUAGGAUCUAGAAAAGCCUAUCGUCGUCUCUUCAGUUCAUUCUCACAUAAGAUCUAUAGGUCAUAAAGGUACCAUAGGGAGAAGCUCAUGGACUGAAGUGCCUGUCAGCAAUUUGAGAAACUCGGUCAACAGCCAUUCCUACAUCCUUUAUUUAGCAGGUCUAGGACAAAACCGCCAUCAUGACUCACUCAAUGCUGCGGCGGCAACUGAAAAAUCUGGUCCAGAAUUUCUCUGAGGCAGAGGUCAAGGUUCGAGAAGCGACUUCUAAUGACCCCUGGGGGCCAUCAAGCUCCCAGAUGGCCGACAUCUCGGAUCUAACCUACAAUGUGGUGGCCUGUAACGAGAUUGUGGGCAUGCUCUGGAAGCGUCUCAAUGAUGACAAGAAUUGGAGGCACGUGUACAAGUCUUUAACUCUUCUUGAAUAUCUUUUGAAAACGGGCUCUGACCGCAUCCCUCAACAGUGUGAGGAGAACAUUCACAUUAUCAAAGCCCUAACAGAAUUUCGCUUCACAGACAAGGAUGGAAAGGACCAGGGAGUGAAUGUGAGAGAAAAGGCUAAGAUAGUGUUAGUGCUGAUUGAGGAUGAGGAAAAGCGGAAAGAGGAGAGAGAUUUUGCUUUGAAGACAAAAGACAAGCUGACAAAGACUCCCAAUGCAUCCUCCGCUACAGGACCAGAAAAAGAAAAGCCAGAGAUCCCGCCAUAUACAGGGCUGCCCUCCCUGGACAACAUCCCAUCUGUGGCCGAUCUGACCGCCGCUAUGGCCAAGAAGAAGGAGGAGCAGAAACGUCUGGAGGCCGAGAGGAAAGAGGCAGAGAGACGGGCAAAGGAGGGUGACACAGAGCCAGAUCUUUGGGAAAAAGCAGCGACAGCAGCACCUCCAUCCAGCUCGGAUCCCUGGGGAGCCCCAUCUGAAGUAUCCAACGAAUCCGCCCCUGCUACCAACGACCCGUGGGGGGCACCGUCUGCUGAGAUGAAGGAGUCCUAUCAAGGUACCAAUGAUCCUUGGGGUGGAUCUGCUGAUGGGACAAACGGAUCCGCACCUGCAUCCAGUGAUCCAUGGGGAGCAUCUGCCAGUACCAAGAACGAUUCUCCACCUGCUUCCAGUGAUCCUUGGGGAGGAUCAUCGAAUGCAGAAAAAAGUUCUCCACCUGCUGCCAGUGACCCAUGGGGCAACUCUGCUGGAUUUUCAGAGGAUAAAGCCCCGUCAGCAAACGAUCCUUGGGGGGCCCCAUCUGAAACGGCGAAAGACUCUGACGCAGCAGUGUCAGAUCCUUGGGGGACACCUGCAGAUAGUGUGCAGGAUUCAGCACCUGCAGCCUCUGACCCCUGGGGGGCACCAUUAGAAGCAUCAUCAGCUACAUCUGAUCCAUUUGGUGAUGGUUCAAAAGCAGAUAAUGACCCUUGGGGCACAGCAGCUUCUUCACCCCCUACUGCAAAUGACCCCUGGGGUGCCCCAUCAGCUCCAACUGGUGACCCUUUCGGUGAUGAAGGCAGAUCAGAUCCGUGGGGUGGUUCCUCUGAGAACGGUGACACUGCUACAAAACCUGCUGAGGAGACCAAAAAGCCGGCGUCGUUCCUUGGAGAAGGUGCUUCAUUGGUGGACUUGGACUCUCUUAUGUCAGUCAAGCCCAAACCUAAACAGCCCCCUCUCAACACCAUCCCCGUCCAAAAAGCCCCCGGAUAUUUGCCAGCCGCAGGCAUGACCUGGCCAUUGGGCGGCAGCGUGUCCAAUGCAAGUGGUUCAACAGCACAGCCUUCAAACCCAAAUUAUUUUGUUUUUAACUCCAUGUCAGCUUGUUCCAGUGGCCUGUCAACCCUAAACACAACAUUCAGUGUGCCUGCCGCCCAUAUGGCAUCUCCAAGCCAGAAUACAAGCCUUUCAGCUUUGACCGUGUCCAACAUGGGAUUUUCCAUGCCUAACACUAGAAUGCUUCAACCCAGCACUGCAGGAACUCUUACUGGUGAGUUAUCUGCUAUGUCCCUCACAGGACCGGCUACCCAACAAGUUCCAGUUCUUCAGCGUCCUCCAUUGCUUUGGGGCACUGGAACUGGGGCGACUGGGAAAGGCAAUAGCAUUUUUUGAGUUCUCCAUUCAGCAUCCAUUGAUCCCUAGCCUUCUCCUUUCCCCAACCACUUCAUCAAUCCUAGCUGAUUAUGUGUGUGUAUAAGUGUGUGCAAAUAUUUAAAUAUUAAUGAGCAACAAUAUACUGUAAGUAUAUAAAACAAUACAUUUUUCUUUUGGGGGGGGGGGCAUGCCUACCCAACCUUUCCAAUAUGAUGGCAUGAGAAAUUGAAGCAGGUGAUGUUUUAGAAUACAUAAAGGUGUCGUUCUUAAACGUUUUAGGAAAGCUGUCAUAUCUACCAUGGCAGAUUUUGGAUAUACACUGCUGUUCAAAAGAUUGGGGUCAGUAAUAUACAUAUUAUACUUUUGUUCAGCAAGGACAGUAAAGUAUUUUACAUUGAUGCAAAAGAUUCCUUCAAAUAAAUAUUUAUAAAAUACUCUUAUUUCAUUUCAAAUGAAUGUUGUAGUUUUCUUGCUGUUCAAAGAAUGAAAUAAAUGCAGCCUUGGUGAGUCCCCAAAAAGAUCUUUGAGCAGUAGUGUAUACUUCUCUGAUAACAUUCCUGGAUAAACGAGUGAAAGAAUUCCUGGAUUCUUUUCUGGAAAAAAAGAGGGAACAAUCAGACGUUUAUUCCCAAACCUACCCGAGUAUCCAAGGAAGCCUCAAAGUAAGAGACGCAGAUGUACUUUUGCAUUUAAUUUGUAUAACUAGCAUUGAAUAUAUUUGUUUUUGUUGUUGUUGUUGUUUUAUUUGCUUUCUAUUGCAUCAGUGUCCAUAAACGUUUCCAUAAGCGUUUUUCUGUAUAACACUGGAAAAUCUAAAUGUGGCUUGUAGUGAUUAAUAUGAUAAGAGAAAAACAUUUUUAAUGCAUUAGUUGGUUAUGUUAUAUGAAGCGGUAUGGGAUGAAUGAACAUUUUGAGUGUCCUAAUACUUGACGACCACAUUACUUUUUACAUAUUUAUUGAUUGAUUGAUUGUGUUUAAAUGUUUGAAUAUGUGUGUGGUUUGGGUCUAUUCUGUGGUAAAUAUCAAAACAAAUCUGCUGAAGGCAGCAAGUGGCGAAUAAUGCACAAUGUUUGCUGUCUGUUGUUUACUGCAGUAAAUUAACAAUUGGUGAAGAGAAGGAUAACUCCUUUGAAUAUUGAUCUAAAGAUGAAAAAAUGGUUUAUUAAGAUCCGUCUCCAUUUAUUUUUUAUUAGUGUAGUUUAUAUUUAUUUAUUUAUUUAUUUAUUUCCGACUUGUUUUGAUCCUGAUAUUUAUGCCAUUCUGUCAGAAUUCUACCGCUGUUCUGUCAAUGAAGAAGGUAUUGGAAGAUAAGUAAAAUCAUCAUAAUUAGAAUUCAGAAAUGGAUGAAGAAAGCAUACUUUUCCAUAUUGACUAUAAUUGUAAGUUCAGUUACAGUUUUAUUUUUUAUUACGAAUAUAUUUAUUUAUUUAAUCAGCUAUGGUAAGCCUGUGGUGUUACCUGUGAAAGUGCACAAUUCAAGAAUAAAGUGACAAGAUC